Molecule: messenger RNA, 1026 nt
Organism: Stegodyphus dumicola
Lineage: Eukaryota; Metazoa; Arthropoda; Arachnida; Araneae; Eresidae
Product: cilia- and flagella-associated protein 161-like
Biological process (GO): cilium assembly
Cellular component (GO): motile cilium
Source: RefSeq, a predicted model, not a curated record
AUGACUGAAAGAAACAGACUGCUCAAUAUUGUUUGUGAGACAUCACGUGACAAAAGGUGCAGAUAUGCCAACGAGAAAAACGAAUAUCAUGAUCCACGACUCCUGCUGGGAAACUGGAGAGAAGAACGUGCUCGAGAAGAAGCUGCUUAUGAGCAAUCACUUUUGAAGCAGUCUAAAAGAGACCUUCCUGUGCAAAAGAUUGAAUUAUAUAUGGAUAUGCUGAAUAAACCGGUGGAGCUUACAACCAAUUUUGAUGGUUUUUUGCACAACAAGGAUACUAUACAAAUUGUGUGGAGAAGGCCAAGUACAUCUCUUGCUUCGUCUAAUCAGAACUCCUGCGUAUUUUUAUCAGCGCUGCCAUAUGAUUUUGAGAAAAAUGGAGUGUUCGUCGAGCCUUGUCUUGCAACAGGAUCAAGUGAUCCGAAUGGAAGUUCAGUAAGAUCGACGUUUCAUGUAUGCAGAAAUGAUGAUCGAAUUCCAGACUGGAUUCCAAUUAUGUUUGGGGAAUGUAUUACGAUAUGCACUGUCAUUCCUACGGGAUCUUUUUACCUUUGCUCAGAACAAAGAACUCCUCUAAAAUACGCCAAGUAUUCAGGUCAUCAACGCACUGAAUGGGUUAAGAAUCUUUCUCCCUACUGUUUAUGGAAAAUAGUUGCAAAAGAUCAGAAUUUUCGCCAACGUUUUUCGGAAGCAGAAGUUGCUCAAGCUUUCUGCGGAAAAAAGUUAUCAGUUCCAUAUGUACCAGUUAAUGAAGAAGUUAUUAUUACGCAUGUUAGAACCGGGCAGAAUCUGGCUCUUGAGAAAAGGCAUUUUAUAAAGACACUUAUGGGAUCUGAAUGGGAAGUUUCUUGUCACACUUAUAUAGACAGAAACAGAAAGGAAACUGAAGAAAACUUCUGGGCAUUUGUCGCCCCUUAUGAAAUUCCGUUUUCAAGAAAAUAUAUGCGAGCUUAUGAAGACGGAUAUUUUGAUUCUUGGAAAAAAUCUCUUGAUUUAGCAAGAUCAUUUGCACACAUGAAAAUCUGA